Molecule: messenger RNA, 600 nt
Organism: Tetrahymena thermophila SB210
Lineage: Eukaryota; Ciliophora; Oligohymenophorea; Hymenostomatida; Tetrahymenidae
Product: GyrI-like small molecule-binding domain protein
Exons: 1
Source: RefSeq, a predicted model, not a curated record
AUGAAUAUUUUGAAUAAUAAACUUAAAUUAGCUUGCGCAAUAGGUGCAGGAAUUGCUGGGUUAAUAUCUGGAUUCUAUUGGUAUCAUGGAGCUUUUUCUAAUGUCGAUAUUAAAGAAUAGAAGUAUGGUCCAUGUGAUUUCAUCUACUUCAAUAGAAUUGGCAGUUAUCAAACAAUAGGUACUGAAUGGAUGAAGCUUGAGAAAGAUGCCCAUAAAUAUUUUACUAAUGUACAGUUUAUUGGUAUUUACUAUGAUAACCCUAAACUACUUGAUGAUCCAAAUCAAGCUCGAGUUGCUCUUGGAUUUUCAGUAGGAAAUAGAGAAAAAGAUAAGAUAAAGAUUUUUUUAGAUAAUAACCCAAACUAUAAAUUUGUUUAGCUUCCUGAAGUACAAAGCUACUCCACUAGUUUCUCCUACAAAUCUUCAUUCUCAUUUAAAAUAGUAAAAGAAAAAAUAUAUCCUAAAAUCACUGGAUAUGCUUUGGAGAAAAAUUUAUCAUCGUUUUGCUUGGUUGAGACAUAUUUAUUUUAGGAAUAAAGCAAGAAAAUUAAUUUUGAUAUCCCAUUAGGAGAAAAUUCUGAGAGUUACUUCUUAUUUUGA